CCACAGUGGCACAGGAUCCGCACUCUGGCGUCCUCCACAAUUUAUGCUCAGGAUAUUCCAAUAUAAUUCCAGGUUACCCUGCCAACUGCGAAAUGGAUGACUGCUGCUCUCACAUGCAAAUGUUAGAGAGCCAUGUUAGGGUAUCCUCUGAAGACUCCAAGAGCAAAAAUAAAUAAAUAUUGAGACAAGUUUCCAAUAGUUAGGAAAGUGUGUCUAAUAUUUAGGCUAAGCAGAAGUGAGUGCAUCGUUAAACUAAUAAUCCUACUUGCAGGGAUGCACAUCAAUCAAAAUAUUUGAGUGAAAGUCAGCAGCCCAUACGAUUAAGUGAUGCUUUAAGAUAUAUAUACACUUUUUGCAGUCAGUAAGCCUAUCAAACCUAUAGCACGAUGUGGAAGCCGAAUUGCUGUGCCGUCCAUUUCUGCCAUAAGAAAAAAGAUCACUAAAUUAAGGAUGGAAGUAAUAGAUGUCUAACAAACAUGCUGACAAGUAUGUACUAGCAAUCAUGCGUGCCGACGGACUACCAAUCCACAUCAAACAUAUCUGCAGACCACCCUCUUCCACAACACAGUAACUAUUUUCAACAUUAACUUUUUUGCGGAGCUGUUUCCUCUCCUGGUUGAACUCUGCCGUAAACCGUAGAACUGAACUUCGCCCAAUCGUCAGCGAUUGCAGAAAGGACUGUUGUUGAGAGCUGGGUUACUACACUGUGGACUCACAGCAAUGGAGAUCUCGUUUGCAGGAAAACGCGCUCUGGUCACGGGGGCAGGAAAGGGCAUUGGCCGGGCAACUGUGUUGGCGUUGGCACGUUGCGGGGCAGAGGUCACGGCUGUCACACGCACUCAAGCUGACCUGAACAGCCUCGUUCUCGAAUGUCCCUCUAUCAGGCCUGUGUGUGUGGACCUGUCCGAAUGGGAGACCACGGAGGCGGCGCUCAAAGACAUCGGUCCAGUUGACUUGCUGGUGAAUAAUGCCGCGUGCGCCAUGCUGCAGCCCUUUCUCGAGGUCACCCCGGAGCAGUUUGACAUGUCUUUUAACAUCAAUGUGAAGGCUGCUCUUCACGUUUCCCAGAUAGUGGCUCGUGGCAUGAAGGCGCGGGGCGGCGGCGGCUCCAUCGUGAACAUCUCCAGCCAGGCCUCCCAGUGUGCCCUGCAGGAUCACGCCGUUUACUGUGCAAGCAAAGGAGCUUUGGACAUGCUUACAAAAGUGAUGGCCCUGGAACUGGGACCCUAUCAGAUCCGCGUGAAUUCCAUCAACCCGACGGUCGUCAUGACGGAGAUGGGCAGGAUUGGCUGGAGCGACCCUGAGAAAGCCAAUGCCAUGACUUCUCGGAUCCCGCUCGGCAAAUUUGCAGAGGUGGAGGACGUGGUGAAUUCCAUCCUCUUCCUCCUCAGUGACAAGAGCGCGAUGACCAAUGGCGUGAUUCUGCCGGUGGACGGAGGCUUCCUGGCCUGCUGAACUCAUUUCCUGUCUGGGAUGUGGGAGUUCCUGCGGGGCUCCUGGAUGUGGUUUCACUGCACCGUCAUGGACGCCUCAUGCCCACUAGAGAUCGUUCUUCAGCACACAGACACGUGCAAACAAAUCAUAUGUUACGUUACUGAUACAGUGUGUGUAUAGGUUGGAUUUAAGCUGCCUAUGUUCUGUGUGUAGUGUUGAUGUGCUGUGUGAGUUAUGAUUACUUUUGAAUAAUUUGUUACCCACGUAAAGAGCUUUACUGCAUUUUUCCAUUUAAUAGUCUAAUGCCCUAAAUACACAUCAUAUCAUACCCUAAACACACAUUAGUAAUACAAUUACAAGUACAAGUUAGCAUUGUGUAACCAUUUAGAUCUUUAAAAGGUUAAUUAGUGUUUCCACCCAACUUUCAAGGGCACUGUGAAAAAAAAACCUGUUCGAACCAAUCUGAUGUGAAAUAAAGUCAUAGUAACUGGAAAA
Messenger RNA from Clupea harengus (Atlantic herring), 1929 nucleotides. It is a transcript of the gene dcxr, whose product is annotated as dicarbonyl and L-xylulose reductase. The record is from RefSeq and is a predicted model, not a curated record. Gene Ontology annotation, molecular function: carbonyl reductase (NADPH) activity; L-xylulose reductase (NADPH) activity. Lineage: Eukaryota; Metazoa; Chordata; Actinopteri; Clupeiformes; Clupeidae. Gene Ontology annotation, biological process: glucose metabolic process; xylulose metabolic process.